GAGGCAGCGGCAUCGGCGAAACCGGCUACUUCUGGUUUCAAGACACAUAAAUACAAAGCGAGAGACAGCGAAUACACAAAGAACAGUGGAUCGUACGGCUCUCCAGUUUACGCUGAAGACUAUAAAGUCAGGGUGGCUGAUACGGAGGCAGCAGCUGGAGAAAUGAAACUCCUACCUGAUUGUGGAGCGGGGAGAGAACUUGCUAGAGAGAAUGAAAAACAGCAUUGGAUGGCGGAACUGCUGGCAAUAAAGGCACGGAAGAUGGGGCUGAAUUUGUCAUUGUCGGAUGAAUGGAAGCUGAAGAUAGCGGAGCAAGUUGAGAAGUUUCCAGGGAUUAUAAUCUGGAUCGAGAUUUGUACAGUAUCAGCUAGAGAAAGCACAGCCUCCAGGAUGUAGUCUGGACCUCAGGCUGAUGAAGUUGAAGGAGGGGCUGUGUGAGGAGUUGAUUUCUUCUUUGGCUGGGAACGAAUAGGGGAACUUGAUUUAGCUGUGCAUUUUCUCCCUGUAAAUUUUGCAGCGGGAACGGUGGCUGGCAGGUACGAUGUGUGGUCAUCUACCAGCAUCGGAGGACAGCCCAAUAUGUUUUGAGCAAGUUGAUUGAUUUCAGACCUGGAUAGAUUGGGAUUUACUGAAAUGCCACAACUUGACAGCAUUUCCAUGAUCUUCGCAAGAGGCCAGCUAUCCCAUGGAGAUGCCCAUAAUUGUAAUCGUGAGCUGCGAUGAGGAGCAGGAAUAUCGUCUUUAACUACAUUAUCUAUAUGUUCUUCUGCAGAAGAGAAAGACUCUGUCAGACAUGGUGCUGCGAAUUAAUGAGUUGCCACGUCGGCACCUGAAGGCAGCAGAGUGGUUGGCUGCUGAAAGACCUUUAAAGCGAGAGAUUCCCUAGAAGAAGAGCUUGGACGGCAUGCAAAGUUGUGAAAUAUCUUCAGACAGCACUGAUGAUCCUCUUAGUAGUGGUUUACGCAAACAUCGACAACCGCGAAUAGUAGUGAUUGGUGCGGGCUUGGCCGGCCUUGCCGCCACCAAAACCCUCUUGGAGAACGGCUUCACCAAUGUCACGGUGCUAGAAGCUUCGGAUCUUAUCGGAGGCAGAGUGCAAAGCAUUCAGCACGGUAAAUCCACUUUGGAACUUGGAGCAACCUGGAUCCAUGGGGCAAAUGGGAACCCUAUCUACCACCUGGCUGAGGACAAUGGACUCCUGGUGCACACCACAGAGGAGGAGCGGAGUGUGGGCCGCAUCAGCCUUUAUGCCAAGAACGGUGUGGCCCACUACCAGACUAACAACGGCAAGCGCAUCCCCAAGGAUCUGGUGGAGGAGUUCAGUGACCUGUACAAUGAGGUGUACGAGCUGACUCAGGAGUUUUUCCAGAAUGGAAAGCCUGUGGGAGCCGAGAGUCAAAACAGUGUGGGGAUCUUCACACGAGAUGUGGUGCGUAAGAAGAUCAUGUUCGACCCUUAUGACUCAGAGAGCACCAAGAAAAUCAAGUUAUCUAUGCUACAACAGUACCUCAAGGUGGAGAGUUGUGAAAGCAGUUCCCCCAGCAUGGAUGAAGUGUCUCUAAGCGAGUUUGGUGAAUGGACUGAGAUUCCAGGCGCUCACCACGUCAUUCCCACUGGUUUCAUUAAAGUCGUUGAUAUCCUGGCUCAGGACAUCCCAAGCCGAGUCCUUCGCCUCAGCAAGCCGGUUCACCGCAUCCACUGGAACUGCAGCUCCCACGAUGCUGAGGAAAUCACAGACCAGGCCGACCAUAACCAGGACCAGCGUCCCAGCGCUGCCCCGGUCUGUGUGGAGUGCGAAGAUGGCGAGUGUCUGCCAGUAGACCACGUGAUCGUAACGGCCUCUCUUGGGGUCCUGAAGAAGGCUCACGAGACACUCUUCUCUCCGGGCCUGCCUCCAGACAAGGAGCAGGCCAUCCAGAAACUGGGCAUUAGUACCACUGAUAAGAUCUUUCUGGAGUUUGAGGAGCCCUUCUGGAGCCCUGAGUGCAAUAGCAUCCAGUUUGUGUGGGAGGACGAGGCACAACUGGAGAGCCUGGCAUACCCAGAAGAGCUAUGGUACCGAAAGAUCUGCAGCUUUGAUGUGCUGUAUCCGCCCGAGCGCUAUGGUCACAUGCUGAGCGGCUGGAUAUGUGGAGAGGAGGCCCUGCACAUGGAGAGGUGCGACGAUGAGACUGUGGCGGAGAUUUGCACCGAACUACUGCGCCAAUUCACAGGGAACCAGAAUAUCCCGAAGCCAAGGCGGAUCCUGCGCUCCUCAUGGGGCAGUAAUCCCUAUAUCCGGGGUUCUUACUCCUUCACUCGAGUGGGCUCUAGCGGCAGAGACGUGGAGAAGCUAGCUGAGCCCCUGCCUUAUACCAAGAACACCAAGGCUCCGCCUCUACAGGUGUUGUUUGCUGGGGAGGCCACCCACAGAAAAUACUAUUCCACUACCCAUGGUGCUUUGUUGUCAGGACAGAGGGAGGCCAACCGCCUGAUCAAGAUGUACCAGUACUCUUUUGGUGCGGAAACCACAAAGCCUAACAUUUAAAUAAAACAAAUUGCAACAAAAACAAGAACCACUUACUAGUGACAAAUGCAUUUGUGUUUUGUGCUCUCUGUAUUUUAAAUGAUUCAAUUAUGUAUGAAAACCUAUAAGGGGCAUUAAACGAAUAACAAUAAAUCCUCUUUAUACUGUACUUAGAUUAGUGCUCUGUAGAUUUUAUUUGACAUGUACUGUACAAGGAUGCCAAUGUGGCGCCAUCUCUGGUCCUUAUAAUUUUUUCUGAUUAUUUUAAAUGUUCUAUAUAUAUGUUUCUAUAAUUUAACAAUUUUUUUGUAAGUGCCUUCUGUAUUUAAUGUUAUGUCUUUAAAAAUUAAACAAAAAAGUCUUUAUGAAUAAAGUGUAUCUUAAUGUAAACAAGAGGGAUGAGUUCAUUUCCCUUUUUAUGUGAUGUCUGUAUUUGUUCUCCAGGUAUUUUUUUGAAAUCUCAAGCAUAUAUGAAGUCAAAUGAUGGCUCAGGUGUAACUAUGAAGCAUAGACUCCUGGUGCAGUUUUCUUUCCUGUGUUGAUGUAUUUUCUAUUAAAACAAGGUUGGGGCCAGUAAUACUGUAUAAAAAAAGGCUUUUUUUUAAAUAGCCAAUAUGCUUUAAUUUACGUAUUGGAGUUCUAAAGGAAAGUUCGGGAAGAGCACAUUCAUCUAAUCCCGCAAUCACCACAAGAGUAUACAAAUUGCUUGGUAUGUAAAAGUGUCUGCUAAAUGACUUGUAAAUGUAUGUAAAUAAUUACAGAAAGGCUUGCAUACCCCUCUCCAGUGGCAUCCCUCCUCCACCACAUCUACACAUUUAUUUUAUAUUUUCUUAAUAUACAUUCACUUUCUUUACCCUUCCAUUAAUCUAUUAACAUGUAUUAUCUCUGUUCAUGUAGCCCAGGGGGAACCCAAACCAGUUGAAUCAUUUACCAUUAUUUCAAGAUUAUAUGAACAUGCAAACUUGUGAAACAGCCAUGAACAAUGAUUUGCUACUUGCUAUUGGUAGUCAGAGUCAGGUGGUAUUAGGAGGACAUUCUCAUUCUAGAGAGAACUUUAUUGGGUUUAUACUGUUGUACACAAUCAUGUAAGAUUUUGUAUUAAAUAUGCAUAUCUGCUUUAAGUACAUUUUGUCAACUUUAAAGAGUACACUAUAUCCUCCUGAGCGUAACAGCUUUGCAUUUUCGAUUUCACUCUUUGAUUUGUUACUAGUAGCACCUAAUAAACAGGCAAAAAAAAAAAAAAAAAAAAAAAAACAA
Myxocyprinus asiaticus (Chinese sucker) is the source of this 3763-nucleotide messenger RNA. RefSeq names its product spermine oxidase-like. Gene Ontology annotation, molecular function: polyamine oxidase activity. The record is from RefSeq and is a predicted model, not a curated record. The coding region runs from base 905 to 2527 and encodes 540 amino acids. NCBI's taxonomy places the organism in Eukaryota, Metazoa, Chordata, Actinopteri, Cypriniformes, Catostomidae. The transcript is spliced from 8 exons.